This is a messenger RNA of Setaria italica (foxtail millet), 3938 nucleotides long. RefSeq names its product nuclear pore complex protein NUP107. The transcript is spliced from 24 exons. Gene Ontology annotation, cellular component: nuclear pore outer ring; nuclear pore. Gene Ontology annotation, molecular function: structural constituent of nuclear pore. Bases 125 to 3511 code for a protein of 1128 amino acids. NCBI's taxonomy places the organism in Eukaryota, Viridiplantae, Streptophyta, Magnoliopsida, Poales, Poaceae. Gene Ontology annotation, biological process: mRNA export from nucleus; post-transcriptional tethering of RNA polymerase II gene DNA at nuclear periphery; regulation of DNA-templated transcription. The record is from RefSeq and is a predicted model, not a curated record.
UCGAGCUCCCCUCGCGGCGCGCAGCCGCACCACACGCCACACUGACUCCGGCGAGGGGACGGUCCAAAACCCUAGCUGAACCCUCCCCCAGCGCCGCCUGCCCGCCCGGCCGAUCCGCGCGGCCAUGGAGGUGGACCCCUCGCCGUCGCCGCCCCCGUCGCGGCCGCCGCCGCUGCCGGGCUACUUCGACCCGGAGUCCUCCGGCCGCCGGGAGGAGUACCGCCGCUACAGGAAGAGGUUAUCUUCUUCAAAUGUCUCGCCGCUGCUGGGGAGCUCACUCUCCAAAUCCUCUGAAGCAAGGCUGUUAUACGACGGGGACAGCAUCCCGAGGCGGCCUAAUGCUGGUUUACUCCUUGAAGACAUCAAGCAGGAGGCUGAGGAUUAUUCCAACUUUGAAGGCUUGGAUGGAUCGAGAAUGUUCAGUUCAGCCAAAAGAAGGGCACCAUUCGAUGGUGGUUCUGCCUCGGACGCAGCUUACAGUUCGGGGAGGCAGGCGGUGAGGCAGACGCUGAAACCAGUCAAGAUGGAGGACGAUAUGUAUGCGCCACAUGAAGGAGAAACAUCGUUUUCAAUGUUUGCAUCUCUCCUUGAUUCUGCGAUCCAAGGUUUGAUGCCCUUUCCAGAUGUAAUUCUACAGUUUGAGAGGACAUGUCGAAAUGCUUCCGAGUCGAUCAGAUCUUCUGCUACUGGAAAGCUUCGGGUGGUGGAAGAUAAGCUUAUGCAGCAAAAGGCACAACUUUUACUUGAUGAAGCUGCUUCCUGGUCACUUCUUUGGUACCUCUAUGGCAAAGGAAAUGAGGAGCUUUCAGGAGAGCUUUUUGUGUCACCAACUACAUCCCAUCAGGAGGCGUGCCGCUUUGUUGCAGCAGAUCUUACAGCGCAACUGUGUCUGCGGAUUGUACUUUGGCUUGAAGGUCUUGCUUCUGAAGCUCUUGAUUUGGAGAAAAAGGUGAGAGGGUCUCAUGUUGGUUCAUAUCUACCAAGUUCUGGUGUUUGGCACCGUACACAGAGGUACCUCAAAAGAAACAAUAAUGAUUCAACUAUAGUGAAGCAUGUGGAUUUUGAUGCUCCAACUCGUGAAGGAGCACAACUUCUCCCUGAUGAUAAGAAGCAAGAUGAAUUGCUUCUAGAAGAUAUCUGGACUCUUUUAAGAGCGGGAAGAUUGGAAGAGGCAUCUGAGUUGUGCCGUUCUGCUGGCCAGGCAUGGAGAGCUGCCACUCUUUGUCCUUUUGGUGGCAUAGAUAUGUUUCCUUCCCUGGACGCAUUGCUCAAGAAUGGAAAGUCCAGAACACUACAAGCCAUUGAAUUGGAAAGUGGUAUUGGGCGGCAGUGGCGUCUUUGGAAAUGGGCAUCAUAUUGUGCUUCUGAGAAAAUUGCUGAACAAGAUGGUGGCCGUUAUGAGAUGGCUGUAUACGCUUUACAGUGCAGCAACUUAAAGCGUAUCUUGCCAAUCUGUACUGACUGGGAGUCAGCUUGUUGGGCAAUGGCUAGAUCCUGGCUAGAUGUUCAAGUGGAUCUUGAAUUAUCUCAGUACCAAACCAGUAGACCAGAUGAGAAACAGCUCGAUGAUGAUAUGAAUGGAGCCCAAAGUUCAGUUGGUCCAGAAAGUUGGCCGUACCAUGUUCUUGAUCAACAACCUCGUGAUAUAACUGCACUUCUGCAGAAACUCCACUCGAGUGACCUUGUUCAUGAAACUGUGUCUCGAGCAUGCCGGGAGCAGCAUCGACAAAUCGAGAUGAAUCUCAUGAGUGGAAAUAUAUCUCAUCUUCUUGACCUUCUAUGGUCAUGGUUGUCCCCCGCUGAAGAGGACCAAAAUAUUGCAAGGCCCCUUGAUGACCCAGAGAUGAUACGUUUCGCGGCACAUGUCGUUCUUGUACUGAGAUACAUUUUCAUCAGUGAUGAAAUGGAAGAUGAGUUGGAGGAAAAGCUGGUUGCUGUCGGUGACCUCAUCAUCAACAUGUAUGUGAGAUAUUUGUUCUCAGAGGACCAAGAGGAGUUGGUUGGAGUAUACGCUUCUCAGCUUCAACGUGACCUUUGCAUUGAUUUGUUUGUGGAAAUGAUGGAAUUAAGGUUAAAUAGCAGUUUGCAUACUAUGUACAAGCUCUUCCUCUCUGCUGUGGAGUAUCUGCCAUUCUCAUCUGGAGAUGCAUCCAAGGCUUGUUUUGAAGAGAUCAUUGAGAGGGUGCUUUCAAGAUCUCGACAAACAAAACCCAGCAAGUACGAUGAGGAUUUCUCCGAUGUUGCACAUCAACAUCACUUACAGUCACUUCAAAAGGCAAUGGUUAUUCAGUGGCUUUGCUUCACACCACCACCCUCGAUUCCAGACUUUCAAAUGAUCACUGGGAAGCUUCUGAUUCGGGCAUUGAUGCAUAGCAACACACUAUUCAGAGAGUUUUCCUUGAUAUCAAUGAGGAGAGUCCCUGAACUACCAGCUGGGCCGCACAAGUUGCUUGCCAUCCUGGCUGAACCAUUAAAGCAAAAGGAAAAUUUAUUUUCGCUGGAAGAUCAGGAGGUAUCUGAUAACUUACAGGAGUUUGAAGAUUGGGUACGGCUCUUUUUACAUAUUGAUGUGUAUCUUACCUUUAUGCCAAGCAUUUUUAUUUCUAUGUAUAACGUGAGUCUUGACCAACUAUUUGCUUUGGUCGAACAGCAUGAAUAUUACUCCCUUGAUGCGACUUAUCGGAACUGGCUUAAAGUUGAGAUGCAGAAUGAUGCUGUUUCUCCUGAAAUGCUUUCAGCAGAGGAAAAUGAUCAAGCUGUUGCUGCAGCAAAAGAAACACUGGAGUUGGCAUUCUUGUUAUUAAAGAAGGAUGAAAGACCAUGGUUGGAUGCUGUCGAGAGCAGUCCAUUUGAAUCCUCAGAUCCUAUUUUCCUUGAGUUGCAUGCAUCUGCAAUGCUCUGCCUACCUUCUGGAGAAUGCAUGUUACCCGAUGCAACAUCAUGCACAGCUUUGACUAGUGCACUAUAUUCAACUGCCAGUGAAGAGGACGUGCUGCAUCGCAAGUUGAAGGUGGACAUUCAGGUCUCGUCUAGAGACCCUUGCUGUAUUGAAGUUGCUCUAAGCUGCCUAGCUGCAGAAGGUGAUGGAUAUGGGCUUCAUGAAGCCAAUGAUGGAGGUCUUCUUGCUGCAAUCAUGGCAGCUGGCUUUAAAGGUGAACUCAGUCGAUUCCAACCUGGAGUUUCAAUGGCUAUUUCACGGCUUGAUGCUUGGUACUCUGAUGGGAAUGGCUCUGUGGAAAGCACUGCUGCUUACAUAAUUCGAGGGUUGUGUCGAAGAUGCUGCCUACCUGAAACGAUUCUACGAUCCAUGCAGGCAUGUAUUUCGCUUUCGGCAGCAGGUGAUUCUCUAGAUGAUUGUGAUAAGCUUAUUGAGUUAGUUGGUUCGUCCGAAUCUGGAAUGAUCCAUUUGUUCAGCCAGCAGCAGUUGCAGGAAUUCCUGAUUUUCGAGAGGGAAUGCUUGAUAUGUAAAAUGGAGCUUGAGGAGGAGCAGCAGUUACCUUCUGAUGGCUAAGUCCUUCAUGUUCUCAGAGAAUCAAUUGCAAAUCACGGGCGGGUUUCAAUGUCCGGCGAAUCACUUUCUGAACCACCUGCUGACAUUCAGAAAGUAAUGACCCACAAAUUUGGAGGUUGGCGCCAAGAUUGAAGGACACUGAAGAACCUGUUGUAAUGUGUUUCUAAUGGCUUGGUGUCAAGAUUGAAGACACUAAAGAACCUGUUGUAAUGUGUUUCAAUGCCAUUAGAGGAGGAACUUUGGAUUUCCGUGUAUAGGUAGGUGUUCGGUAACACCAUGGAUUGUAAAACUGCCAUUUUAGUCCCAUCGUAUGUGUAAGAAUGAAUACGCAUUUCGGUGGCAAAUACAGUACAAGAGGCACCUGCAAAUCCAACAUGAUUCAUGAAAAACUGAACUUUCACGGUGUUUCGGCGAAACUUUGUUGAAA